AUGGUGUCGAGUAAUGGCUCAAUUAUGACGAUCAGCGUGAAAACAAAAACUAGGAUCUGGGAGGCAUUAAAAAUGGCAAUUGUUGCUGUCCCGCCUCUAGCUGCUGUGAUAAUUUUGUCGGUUAUGAUGAUGAAUCAAGCCAGCGUCUCUCUGAACCAAACGUCCAAUAUCAAUUCCUAUAUGGGAUUGGCGGCUAUGUUAAACCAACUCGUGGCUGUCUUGCAAAAAGAGAGAAGCAUUUUUGGAGACUACGUAACACGAUAUGACGAUCUGGAGAGUGAUGACCCGGAUCGAGUGGCCAUGUAUCAACAAGUGCUCUUAUGUCAAAACCAAACGGAUACGAUUAUUGGCGAGAUGACGGGUGGUUGGGUUGGAAUAAUCUCCGUCGACAACGAACGCAUCUACAAUGCCACCGAAUUUCAAAAGCGGCUAUCAGCUAUGAGACUUCGUAUUGACAACUCAACAACUAUCGACGAAGUCUUAACUUACUACAACCCCUACAUAGAAAUCUUGAUGUACAACGCUGGAAGAACAUUUUAUGACACGGACGAGGGCCGAUUUUGGGGCGCCUUUAAUGCGCUCCGGAUGGUGCAGAAUGCGCGGGAGUUGUUUGCUUUAAAGCGAGCGCUUGGCGGGUAUUUCUACGAUCAAGGAUGGUUAGGGAUUGAUACAUAUCGAAGUUUCUUGGAGACUAGUGGAGCAGCUGAUAAAUUUUUGAGAAAUGCAAAAAUGAUCCAUGCGGAGAUCGGGAGCUUUAUCGAGGCGCGUGAGAUACGAGCCGAAUCCGUUAUAUCGAUAGUUGCGGAUAUGACGGACAAGAUCGUUAGUAACUAUUCUGCAACUCCAAUCGCGGCCAGAGAUACUGAAGUCCUAUGGUGGUUUGAUAACAUGACCAUCUACUUCGAUUUAGUGAUUACCCCGACCGUCGACUACAUCAACAAAAAACUAAUUGCCAGUAUCGACUCCGAUUUUGAAACUUCCUAUACCCUACUCUACACCUCAAUUGCAGUAGUGUCAGUCAGCUUCAUCGUCUGUGCACCCGUCAUUGCAUACCUCAGCUAUCAGACAAAUCAGAUGAACAAGAGCAUACGCACGAAAAUGGUUGAGCUUCAAUUCGAAAAGGGCCGAAGUGAGCAGCUUUUGUACUCUAUGCUACCGAAAUCGAUUGCGAUGAGUUUGAAGAGAGGGGAAAUGGUACUCCCAAAAACGUACAACGAAGCGACCGUCUACUUCUCUGAUAUCAAAGGUUUUACGACAAUUUGUAGUGAUUCGAGUCCCCUGGAGGUUGUGGAAUUGCUCAAUCAACUCUACACAGUGAUGGAUGGGGUGCUGGAUGGCUAUAAUUGUUAUAAGGUGGAGACCAUUGGGGUUUGCGCAGCCGGGAUUGUCGGUCUCAAAAUGCCUAGAUAUUGCUUGUUUGGGGAUACGGUAAAUACGGCAUCCAGGAUGGAAUCUAGUGGAAUUGCGAUGCGAAUUCAACUCAGCGACCAUACCGUCAAACAUCUGAAGCGCUACUUCAAAAAGGAUUUUCAAUGGAAAGAGCGAGGAAUGAUGGAAAUUAAGGGCAAAGGCCAAAUGAUGACCUACUGGCUGACACAGAAAUAUGGGUUCAACUAUGAGGUCUACAUCCCAGACGAGGAAAGCCCAGCUGGCCAGGUUUUUCCA
Mesorhabditis spiculigera is the source of this 1665-nucleotide messenger RNA. The record is from the annotation of a GenBank genome assembly. Lineage: Eukaryota; Metazoa; Nematoda; Chromadorea; Rhabditida; Rhabditidae.